Molecule: messenger RNA, 1011 nt
Organism: Pestalotiopsis fici W106-1
Lineage: Eukaryota; Fungi; Ascomycota; Sordariomycetes; Amphisphaeriales; Sporocadaceae
Exons: 1
Coding region: 1-1011 (336 amino acids)
Molecular function (GO): acetyltransferase activity
Source: RefSeq, a predicted model, not a curated record
AUGGCAGGCCGUCCACGUUUCGACAAGUCCCAAAUAGAGGCUUACUUUACCCGCAUCGCCCUCCCAGACCAUGAGCGCAAGUACUCCGUCUCCGACUUGUCAGACGACGAGCAGUUGAGAUUUCUGCAACUCCUGCAAAGGCACCACCUAGUCACGGUGCCCUUUGAGAACCUGACGCUGCACUACUCGUGGCACCGCGUCGUCGACGUGAACCCGCCGCACCUCUUUGACAAGAUCGUUGCCGAGCGGCAAGGGGCCGGGGCCGGGGCCGGACGCGGACGCGGCGGUUAUUGCAUGGAGGUCAACUCGCUGCUGCACACGCUGCUCCUGUCGCUGGGGUUCCGCGUCUUCAUGGCCGGGGCCCGCGUGUACAGGGCCCCGACAGCAUCCUAUGGCGGCUUUUCGCACUGCGUCAACAUCAUCCGGAUCGGCGACGGGGCGCGGUACAUGGUCGACGUCGGGUUCGGGGCCAAUGGGCCCACGGUGCCGUUGCCGCUAGACGUUGGACGCCAGCACACGCAGAUUGCGCCGGCGGAUAUGCGACUUGUCCGAGAGCCAAUCCCUCAAAAUGCCGACCAGGAGUGCAAACUGUGGAUAUACCAGCAGAGGAUCAAUGCCCGUGCCAGCUGGGAGCCAAUGUACUGUUUUGUGGACUUUGAGUUUAUACUGGAAGAUAUUCGUGGCAUGAACCUUUCUCCAUGGAAGAGUCCCACAUCGCUCUUCACUCAGCGCGUCAUCGUGACGAGAUUCACCAUAAAGGGAGAAAUCGAGGUCGAAGGGGCCCAGAAUCCUCGUGUAAAAGCUCUCGAACUGCAGGAUGAAUUUGACGGGACGUUGAUUCUGGACAACAACAAACUAAAGUGGCGGCGAGACGGCGAGACCGUACUGGAAAAGCAGUUGGAGAGCGAGGAGGAAAGAAUCGCCGCGCUGAAGAAAUACUUUGACAUUCAUCUCAGCCAUCAAGACGUCGAAGCAAUUCGUGGGACAUGUACACAAAUAAAAAGUCAGUGA